Messenger RNA from Exophiala viscosa, 2350 nucleotides. RefSeq names its product heterokaryon incompatibility protein-domain-containing protein. The coding region runs from base 298 to 2172 and encodes 624 amino acids. Lineage: Eukaryota; Fungi; Ascomycota; Eurotiomycetes; Chaetothyriales; Herpotrichiellaceae. The transcript has a single exon. The record is from RefSeq and is a predicted model, not a curated record.
AAUUUAUCAGCCCACCCUUCUUUCUCUCUCUUCUACUUGGAGCUUGCUGGUUGUCACAGAUCUUGAUAAUGUGGUUUUAUCAACUUUGUCAUUGUCGCCAAUUGUCGUGAUUGUGUUACAAAUUUUUUUCACGCGGUGCCAGAAAACGUGGCAUCGCAAGUUGACCCCUGCUGAUCAUCCGUGAUCGUCUGCUUCAAAGCCUUGCGGCAAUAGAGGCGCUUCUCCGCCGGAGCUGCCACUGGCUGCUUAGUAGCGAAGGAAUGCCUAUGCGGCGUCCGCGCCAUCACAGCCACCGCCAUGCGCCUCAUCAAUGUGCGGACUAUGCAAUUGGAGGAGUUCUCCAGUGGUCAGAUUCCUAAAUAUGCUAUCCUGUCGCAUAGAUGGGGAGCCGAAGAGGUUAGCUUGCAGGAUAUGGACACGCCAAAAUUCCUUGAUGGCAAAGCAGGCUUCAGCAAGAUCAACUCCGCUUUGUGGCUCGCCCGAAACAAGGGCUAUUCCUAUCUAUGGGUCGACACUUGUUGCAUCGACAAGAACAGCUCAUCCGAAUUAACCGAAGCUAUCAACUCGAUGUACAGGUGGUAUCAGGAAGCGGAAGUCUGUUUCGCCUAUCUCAGCGAUAUCGAACUCCAUCAGCACGAGCUCUCAACUAGCGUGUGGUUUACCAGAGGCUGGACAUUGCAGGAGCUUAUCGCUCCCAAACAUGUUAGCUUCUAUGACAGGAAUUGGGUGUCUCUGGGAACCAAGGAGAAACUCGCUCCGUACCUAUCUGCCGCCACUGGUAUCGACCUUGAGGUGCUACUUGGCAGAAGCAGUCCCUCGAGCUGCUCCGUGGCACAGCGUAUGUCCUGGGCGGCGAAGCGGGAAACAACCCGUCUCGAAGACAGUGCAUACAGUCUACUGGGGAUUUUCGAUGUCAGCAUGCCUAUGGUUUACGGAGAAGGCGAGAAGGCCUUCAGACGCCUGCAGGAAGAAAUCCUCAAGGUGUCUGACGAUCACACGAUCUUUGCUUGGGAUACCCUCCCAAAAGGUGGUCCGGGAGGCCACAGUGGUCUUCUCGCCACGUCACCUUCACAGUUCGAGAGGUGUCAAAAUGUCGUUCGCUCGUCGACAAAAAUAGUAAGCACUGGCGGGUUUUCUCUCAGCAAUGUCGGCCUUUCUAUCCAGCUAUUGACGAUUCCAUGGUACAUGGAGACAUACCUUGCGGUUCUCAACUGCGGCAUGAAGAAAAGCCCGCGCAUGAGACUCGGCAUCUUUCUGGAGCGUCUACUCUCUUCGCACGACCAACAACAGUUUGCUCGCGUGCAAUAUGCGGGAGUAACAGUAUACCCGGUGUCUCUAGAUACCAUUGCGGAAGACUCUCAUUGUCGGCCCCGGCUGCUUCAUGUACGACCGACGAUAAUCGAUCCGCCACUCGGCCGGUGGCAUGGCUUCCGCUUGCACGACCUGAAAUUACCAGGAUACAAGCCCAAAGAAUAUCUUCGCGCCGAGUUUUGUUUUAGAGACUCUUGGCCUCAUCGGACCCGGUAUCAUCCUUCCGAAAUGGAGUCCGCCAGGAGAUGUCUGCCAAAUGGACUGUUGGAUCUGCCAGCCAGGCCUGUGUUCUUCGGCAUGCCCAAGGGUAGGGGCACAGCAGGUAUCGUAUAUGUGCCGCCGUCGAGGAAUGAUCCGGACGGUGAUUUAAUUAGCUGGAUGAAGUUUGGCUUCGACGAGGAAUAUGCGCCCAUGUGCAUCUUUGGGAGACGACGCUCGCUAUGGGGAGGUGGUUCAGCAUAUCUAGCUGUCGACCAUGACUCAUUCGACGAUGCAGAACACAUUGCGGGCGAACAUGCCCUUCUAUUUCGGAAUGAGUGGAUCAUCAAGGAGAAAGGAUGUCGCGAUAUGAAGAGUCUCGCGGCAAUUUGGCAAACACGAAACUUCUGCAUGCUUCGCGGCGAUAGAGAACGAGGUUUGGAUGUCAAGAUACCAUUCUUGAGAAUCCAUAUCACGAUUCAGUUGGAGAACGUUUACGAAGGGUACGCACCUUAUGGUCGACCCAAUGACUUGAUGACCGGUAUGAACAUUUGGACGAUCAGUGUCACCUCCUGGGAAGACCACAGGCAGAGGGGGGGUAGGAUACCAGACUUGGGCUCUUCAGCUUUGAUAUGGAAAUCGUUGGACGAUCUUUUUAUAUGAUACCAGGUUUUGGGAUGGAUUUCAUCCAAGACUUUCACUUUUGCGGAAAUUGAAGGCUAUCAUCACCUGAAUACUUUCUGGAUGGACGGUUUUUAUUAUUUAAUGAUAUGUAGAUAUUAUGUACAGUGGACAGCAGUUAAUGCACAUUGCUAAGAUACCUAGGGAGGUGAUGAAGACA